Messenger RNA from Equus quagga, 3208 nucleotides. It is a transcript of the gene NR2C1, whose product is annotated as nuclear receptor subfamily 2 group C member 1. The transcript has 16 exons. Gene Ontology annotation, molecular function: RNA polymerase II cis-regulatory region sequence-specific DNA binding; zinc ion binding; nuclear receptor activity. NCBI's taxonomy places the organism in Eukaryota, Metazoa, Chordata, Mammalia, Perissodactyla, Equidae. Bases 505 to 2388 code for a protein of 627 amino acids. Gene Ontology annotation, biological process: negative regulation of transcription by RNA polymerase II; anatomical structure development; cell differentiation. The record is from RefSeq and is a predicted model, not a curated record.
CCGGAGAGGGGCUGGGGCGGCGGGCGCGGGAGGGAGGCCGCGAGCCUCGGCGCGCCCUGCAGCCUCUCCCGCGGCGCCUCUGACCUUUCACCUCCAGGAAAAGCUUCCGUCUCGGCGCCGCCGCCGCUUCCCCCGCCCCGUGGGCGCCCCGAGGCUCGGCGCUGGCGGACGCGGGAGAGGCCGGCCCCCGCCUCCAGGAGCGGCGAGCCGAGGCCCCCUCCCCGAGGGCCUCCUGCUAACUCAUGCUGACACAGGAGGGACGGAGCACCCCGCAACCUUCGCGGCAGAUGGGGCGAGGCCGGCCGCCGCCUGGGGACCUGUAUCUUUUGAGGAAAAAAGUGGCCCGGGCCGGGGUCCUGCCUGCGCGGGGCACGUCCCGGCUUCCAGGAGCUCUUUUGUUCGGAAACCCUGCCCCCAGCCCCUGCGGAGAGCGUCCUGUGCGGUACACACGUUGCCAGGUUGUCUCAUAACCUUCACGAAGUAGGACAUCUUGACAAUUAGAUCAUGGCAACCAUAGAAGAAAUUGCACAUCAAAUUAUUGAACAACAGAUGGGAGAGAUUGUUACAGAGCAGCAAACAGGCCAGAAAAUCCAGAUCGUGACAGCACUUGAUCAUAAUACACAAGGCAAGCAGUUCAUCCUGACAAAUCACGAUGGCUCUACUCCAAGCAAAGUCAUUCUGGCCAGGCAAGAUUCUACUCCAGGGAAAGUUUUCCUCACAACUCCAGAUGCAGCAGGUGUCAACCAGUUAUUUUUUACAGCUCCUGAUCUAUCUGGGCAGCACCUCCAGCUCUUAACAGAUAAUUCUUCCCCAGACCAAGGACCGAAUAAAGUUUUUGAUCUUUGCGUAGUAUGUGGAGACAAAGCAUCAGGGCGUCAUUAUGGAGCAGUAACUUGUGAAGGCUGCAAAGGAUUUUUUAAAAGAAGCAUCCGAAAAAAUUUAGUUUAUUCAUGUCGAGGAUCAAAGGACUGUAUUAUCAAUAAACACCAUCGAAACCGCUGUCAAUACUGCAGGUUACAGAGAUGUAUUGCAUUUGGAAUGAAACAAGAUUCUGUUCAAUGUGAAAGAAAACCUAUUGAAGUAUCACGAGAAAAAUCUUCCAACUGUGCCGCUUCAACAGAAAAAAUCUACAUCCGAAAAGACCUUCGAAGCCCAUUAGCUGCAACUCCAACUUUUGUAACAGAUAGUGAAACUGCAAGGUCAGCAGGACUAUUAGAUUCAGGAAUGUUUGUGAAUAUUCAUCAGUCUGGAAUAAAAACUGAGUCAACUGUGCUGAUGACACCAGAUAAGGCUGAAUCAUGUCAGGGAGAUUUAAGUACCUUGGCCAGUGUGGUUACAUCAUUAGCAAAUCUUGGAAAAACUAAAGAUCUUUCUCAAAAUAAUAAUGAAAUGUCUAUGAUUGAAAGCCUAAACAAUGGUGAUACCUCUGUGUGUGAAUUUCGUCAAGAAACGCAGACCAAUGGUGAUGUUUCAAGGGCUUUUGACACUCUUGCAAAAGCAUUGAAUCCUGGAGAGAGCACAACCUGUCAGAGCUCAGUAGAGGGCAUGGAAGGAAGCGUACAUCUUAUUGCUGGAGACUCGAGCAUAAAUUACAUCGAAAAAGAGGGGCCACUUCUCAGCGAUUCACAUGUAGCUUUCAGGCUCACCAUGCCCUCUCCUAUGCCCGAGUACCUGAACGUGCACUACAUUGGAGAGUCUGCCUCCAGACUGCUGUUCUUAUCCAUGCACUGGGCACUUUCGAUUCCUUCCUUCCAGGCUCUAGGGCAAGAAAACAGCAUAUCAUUGGUAAAAGCUUAUUGGAAUGAACUUUUUACACUUGGUCUUGCCCAAUGCUGGCAAGUGAUGAAUGUGGCAACUAUAUUAGCAACAUUUGUCAAUUGUCUUCACAGUAGCCUUCAACAAGAUAAAAUGUCCACAGAAAGAAGAAAAUUAUUGAUGGAGCACAUCUUCAAACUACAGGAGUUUUGUAAUAGCAUGGUUAAACUCUGCAUCGAUGGAUAUGAAUAUGCCUACCUGAAGGCAAUAGUACUGUUCAGUCCAGAUCAUCCAGGCCUAGAAAACAUGGAACAGAUUGAGAAAUUUCAGGAGAAGGCAUACGUGGAAUUCCAAGAUUAUAUAACCAAAACAUACCCAGAUGACACCUACAGGUUGUCCAGACUACUACUCAGAUUGCCAGCUUUGAGAUUGAUGAAUGCUACCAUCACUGAAGAAUUGUUUUUCAAAGGUCUCAUUGGCAAUAACACAGAAGACACCAAAUUGAACUCUUUGUUUCCAGGGCACCUGGAAAUUUUGACUUUAAAGAGUAACCAAAAAACAAAGAAAGCAUCUGACCUCUCUCCCUCUCUUCUGACCUGCAUUAUAACUUCCUCAACCUUCCAUGGGUUUUAGCUAGGUUUUAGGUCAUUACAAAUACCCAAUUUGUUAAAUAAUGGAUUUAUCAUAUUCAAUCUGUGUUUUCAAGGUGAGUUAAAUAAUUAUUUUAAAGCAAAUUUAUAGUUUGUAAAAAUUUGUUUUUUCACGUGUAAACGAAUAUGCACUGAUUUUUCACUGUAAAUUGGGGAGAGCUCUUUUAACAAGAGUAGGAGCAUCAGCCUGAAGCCUUGUUAUUGCCACAGCAAAAGCAUUUUAGACUCCUUGGAUGUCUUCCACAGUAAUGUUUUCCUUAUCAAACCUGAUACUGUUAAAUAUUUCUUUGCUCUGAUUUCUGAUGAAUUAUUUUGGUAUGUCUAUUUGUUGAUUUUUUUUUUUUAAAGAAAACAAAUAUGGAGAUUUUAUUGCACUCAGAGUACAUUUUUUAUGAAGAUUUUUGCAAUAGAAGCUGAAUUUUUUGGGGAGGGGUAUGGAUUUUACUAAUUGCUACUUUAUAGUAAAUCAAAAGUUUAAAAGUAUCACUUACAGUCUUUACCAACUUAUUAAGGGAAACUUUUCUCCCUAUUUAAAACAUGAUUUUUGUUCAGCAGGUUUAUAUAUAAUUAUCACCUGGGAAAAACUACAUUUAGUACAAAAUACUCAAAUGGAAAAAUCAGUAGGUUUAUACCUUUAUAAACCCAAUGAAGUAAGCCAAGGAUUCAGGAAAAUAAUUCUUUAAAAUAAUGUACUGAUGGUUAAUUAAGAUACAUGUUUCUUUCAGGUAUUUUUCCUAAUUAAAUUUGUAGUUAUAUUUGGAAGUGUUUUUAAAACUAUAUUAAAAUGUGACCUGCAUUACAAA